This is a messenger RNA of Rhinopithecus roxellana (golden snub-nosed monkey), 1655 nucleotides long. RefSeq names its product DNA fragmentation factor subunit beta (gene DFFB). NCBI's taxonomy places the organism in Eukaryota, Metazoa, Chordata, Mammalia, Primates, Cercopithecidae. Bases 533 to 1393 code for a protein of 286 amino acids. Gene Ontology annotation, biological process: apoptotic process; apoptotic DNA fragmentation. Gene Ontology annotation, cellular component: cytoplasm; nucleus. Gene Ontology annotation, molecular function: DNA endonuclease activity. The record is from RefSeq and is a predicted model, not a curated record. The transcript has 6 exons.
UGGUCUCCAUCUCCCGACCUCGCGAUCCGCCCGUCUCGGCCUCCCAAAGUGCUGGGAUUACAGGCUUGAGCCACCGCACCCGGCCGAGUUUUUAGUUUUGAGGAAGCUCAGUGUGUGGACUUUCUCUUUUAGGCAGUGCUUUUGAUGUUCGGUCUGAGGGCUUCCGCCAAGUCCUCACUCUCCAGCACGUCCUCCUGUCUUCCUCUGACCUGCUGAUGUCACCGUGAGGCUUUUCUCUACAUGGUGGAUCGCACUGAUGGAUUUUCAGGCGCGAGCCAGCCUUGCCUUCCCACUUGGCUGCGGUGGUACUUCUUUCUGCAUGUUACUGAAUUCUCUUUGCUCACAUUUUGUUAAGGUCCUGGGUAGAAUUUGCUUUGACUCCCUAUUAAGAGCCUGCCUGGAGAGCUCGCUGCUUCAGGGAGUUGUGAAAAGACUCCAGGAGAGAGCAGGAAAAGUGAUUGGAAGGGUCUGAAAGCAAGGUCUCCAGGAAGAGCCAAAGAAGGGGCGGCGUGGUUUGGAGGGAGGAGGCCAAAUGGGAAAGCAGCCGUCUCGUCUCUCAGUGCGCUUUCAUCUGUCUUCUAAAGCACACCCCGCCGCUUCUCUGUCCUCAUGCUGCCCUGAUGUGAGUGACAUCGGGCGCUUCCUCAGUGCAUUUCACGAGCCGCACGCGGGGCUUGUCCAGGCCGCCCAGCAGCUGCUGUGUGAUGAGCAGGCCCCGCAGAGGCAGAGGCUGCUGGCCGACCUCCUGCACAAUGUCAGCCAGAACAUCGCGGCCGAGACCCGGGCUGAGGACCCACCGUGGUUUGAAGGCUUGGAGUCCCGAUUUCAGAAUAAGUCUGGCUAUCUGAGAUACAGCUGUGAGAGCCGGAUCCGGAGUUACCUGAGAGAGGUGAGCUCCUACCCCUCCUUGGUGGGUGCGGAGGCUCAGGAGGAAUUCCUUCGGGUCCUCAGCUCCAUGUGCCAGAAGCUCCGGUCUGUGCAGUACAAUGGCAGCUACUUCGACAGAGGAGCCAAGGGCGGCGGCCGUCUCUGUACACCGGAAGGCUGGUUCUCCUGCCAGGGUCCCUUUGACAUGGACAGCUGCUUAUCAAGACACUCCAUCAACCCCUACAGUAACAGAGAGAGCAGGAUCCUCUUCAGCACCUGGAACCUGGAUCACAUAAUAGAAAAGAAACGCACCGUCAUUCCUACACUGGUGGAAGCAAUUAAGGAACAAGACGGAAGAGAAGUGGACUGGGAGUAUUUUUAUGGCCUGCUGUUUACCUCAGAGAAUCUAAAACUAGUGCACAUUGUCUGCCAUAAGAAAACCAUCCACAAGCUCAACUGUGACCCGAACAGAAUCUACAAACCCCAGCCAAGGUUGAAGCGGAAGCGGCCUGUGCGGAAACGCUAGUGACAUGUACACACCACGUUCUGGUCUUGGUUCGAGGCCUGACAUGGGCGUCAUUUUAACAGGUGCCUUUUUUUUUUUUGGUCACUCCAGUAGUCCUGGAAAAAACCUUAAAACAUGUUUCCUGCAAAUCUGAUUUCAGUACAUUUCUGAAUUGUGGUUUUUUUUUGUUUUGUUUUGUAGACAGAGUUUCAUUUUUUUUCUCUUUUGAGAUGGAGUCUCACUCUGUUGCCCAGGCUGGAGUGCAGUGGCGCGGUCUCGGCUC